AUGCAGCGCGGCGGCGACGGCGGGCGCGGCUGCCGGACUUCGUCCUUACUCCUGCUCCCCCCGGCGCCCAAGCGGGCACUCUUCCCUUCGCUGUCCCUCGACCCUGCACUCCGGGGACUGGGCGCCUCCCCCGGCUCACCUCAGGGAGCAGAGGCCGGUCUCCUGCUUGUCUGUCGCGCCUCCAUGUCGGAUAACCAGAGCUGGAACUCGUCGGGCUCCGAGGAGGAUCCGGAGACGGAGUCCGGGCCGCCUAGUUGUCUCUGUGGGAAGUUUGUCCUCCGUCCAUUGCGAUCAUGCCGCAGAUACUCCACUUCACGCAGUUCUGGAUUGACUGCUGGCAAAAUUGCUGGAGCUGGCCUUUUGUUUAUCGGUGGCGGCGUUGGGGGCACUGUCCUCUAUGCCAAAUGGAAUUCCCAUUUCCGGGAAAGUGUAGAGAAAACUAUACCUUACUCAGACAAACUCUUUGAGAUGAUCUUGGGUUCUGCACCCUACAGUGUGCCAUUGCCAAAGAAGCCGAUUCAGUCUGGUCCCCUAAAAAGCCCUAAUGAGGUGGUGAAAGGAUCCAAACAGCCUGCCUCUUAUCUCCAGAAACAAAAAGAAGACACUCCAGCUUCCAAAACAGGUGAUACUCUGUCAGUUCCAGCCCCUGCUGUUCAGCAAGAAGAAGCCGUAAAACCUGAUCUCCCUGCAGCUGAUGAAGGAAAACCCACGCCCGCAGUUUCAGAGGAGGCAUCCUCAUCUUCUGUCAGAGAACGACCUCCUGAAGAAGUGGCAGCCCGCAUUGCACAACAAGAAAAGCAAGAACAAGUUAAGAUUGAGUCUAUAGCUAAGAGCUUAGAAGAUGCUUUGAGCCAAACUGCACGCACCACGCUCCAGGCCAUUGCUGCUCAGAAUGCAGCCGUGCAGGCUGUCAGCAUGCAUUCCAGUGUGCUGAAGGCGGCCAUGGACAAUGCGGAGAUUGCAGGUGAAAAGAAGUCAGCUCAGUGGCGUACAGUGGAGGGUGCGUUGAAGGAACGCAGAAAGGCAGUAGAUGAAGCCGCCGAUGCCCUUCUCAAAGCCAAAGAAGAGUUAGAGAAGAUGAAAAGUGUAAUUGAAAAUGCAAAAAAGAAGGAGGUCGCUGGGGCCAAACCUCACAUAACUGCUGCAGAGGGCAAACUCCACAACAUGAUUGUUGAUCUGGAUAAUGUGGUACAGAAGGUCCAGGCUGCUCAGUCUGAGGCUAAGGUGGUAUCUCAGUAUCAUGAACUUGUGGUCCAGGCCCGGGAUGAUUUUAAACGAGAACUUGACAGUAUUACACCGGAAGUACUGCCUGGGUGGAAAGGGAUGAGCAUUUCUGACCUCGCUGACAGGCUGUCCACUGAUGACCUGAACUCCCUGAUUGCUCAUGCACAUCGUCGCAUCGACCAGCUGAACAGAGAACUUGCCGAACAGAAAGCCGCUGAGAAGCAGCACAUUGCCUCAGCCUUGGAGAAACACAAGCUGGAAGAAAAGCGGGCCUUUGACUCAGCGGUGGCCAAAGCAUUGGAACAUCACAGAAGUGAAAUCGUGGCUGAGCAGGACAGAAAGGUGGAGGAAGUCCGAGAUGCCAUGGAAAUUGAAAUGCGGACCCAGCUCCGCCGACAGGCCGCUGCCCACACCGACCACUUAAGAGAUGUCCUCCGGGUGCAGGAACAGGAGCUGAAGUACGAAUUUGAGAGGGAUAUGUCUGAGAAACUCAAUGAGCAAGAGUUAGAGUUUCGUCGGCUUAGUCAAGAGCAAGUUGACAACUUCACUCUGGAUAUAAACACGGCCUACGCCAGGCUGAGAGGGAUCGAGCAGGCUGUACAGAGUCAUGCUGUUGCUGAGGAGGAGGCAAGGAAAGCCCACCAGCUCUGGCUGUCAGUGGAGGCACUCAAGUACAGCAUGAAGACGGCAUCUGCUGAGCUGCCCACUGUGCCCCUGGGCAGUGCGGUCGAGGCCAUCAGGGUCAACUGUUCCGAUAAUGAGUUUGCUCAGGCUUUAACCGCAGCUAUCCCUCCUGAGUCCCUAACCCGCGGGGUAUACAGCGAACAGACCCUUCGAGCCCGCUUCUAUGCUGUCCAGAAGUUGGCCCGCAGGGUGGCAAUGAUCGACGAGACCAGAAAUAGCUUGUACCAGUAUUUGCUCUCCUACCUGCAGUCCCUGCUUCUGUUCCCACCUAAGCAGCUGAAGCCACCGCCAGAGCUGAGCCCUGAGGAUUUCAACACAUUUAAGUUACUGUCUUACGCUUCCUAUUGCAUUGAGCAUGGAGAUCUGGAGUUGGCAGCCAGGUUUGUCAACCAGCUGAAAGGGGAGUCCAGACGAGUGGCACAGGACUGGCUCCACGAAGCCCGGAUGACCCUAGAAACUAAGCAGAUAGUGGACAUCCUGACAGCGUACGCCAGCGCUGUAGGACUAGGAACCACCCGUGUGCAACAUGAGUAA
Molecule: messenger RNA, 2442 nt
Organism: Elephantulus edwardii (Cape elephant shrew)
Lineage: Eukaryota; Metazoa; Chordata; Mammalia; Macroscelidea; Macroscelididae
Gene: IMMT
Product: inner membrane protein, mitochondrial
Exons: 16
Coding region: 1-2442 (813 amino acids)
Biological process (GO): cristae formation
Cellular component (GO): MICOS complex
Source: RefSeq, a predicted model, not a curated record